This is a messenger RNA of Arabidopsis lyrata subsp. lyrata, 2388 nucleotides long. RefSeq names its product protein ACCELERATED CELL DEATH 6-like. Gene Ontology annotation, molecular function: protein phosphatase 1 binding; protein phosphatase regulator activity. The transcript has 5 exons. Lineage: Eukaryota; Viridiplantae; Streptophyta; Magnoliopsida; Brassicales; Brassicaceae. Gene Ontology annotation, cellular component: plasma membrane. Bases 202 to 2289 code for a protein of 695 amino acids. The record is from RefSeq and is a predicted model, not a curated record.
UCGUACGAAAACUCUGUGUGUGGUGGAUUACAUUUUUCAUUUAAGACAAAGACAAGUUUAAAAAAGAAGAUAAGAAGGACCUUACCUUAAUUUAUAGGAGACCACCACUCCUCCCGAUUAUCAUGACUCGAGACUUUGACAACUCUUAAAAUUAAGGGACGAACUUACAGUGUCAAUCUCGUCAACCUUUAGCAACUCCUCAUGCAUCACUCAUUUUCUUCUUCUACUUCGUUCGAGAUGGAUGGUUCUGGAACAGAUCUAGAUAGAAUUGAGGCACAAAGGCCAACGGAUGUGUCUCACGGUCAACGGAACGGAACAUACAUAAGUGCCGGAGCUCCGCUACUCGCCACGAACAUACCCCGUUCAAAUGAUUCCUUUCAAAACGGAGGAGAUGGCGCCACUCCACCUACGGGAGACACCGAAUCUGUGCCAGAGUAUCUUACUAACCUUAGAUUGUCGGAUUUUUUCGCUUUCCCUGGUGAAGAUGUCCAGAUGACUCCGGAGAUUUUUAGUGGAAUGAGUGAUGGGAAGAAAGAAUGUCUGGAGAAGUUGAGAAGCCAAGGAAUGCCAAUGGCACGUCUCAAGAGCAACACAGGAGAUUCAAUUCUUCAUCUUGCUGCUACAUGGGGUCAUCUAGAACUAGUGAAGGAGAUUGUCUCUGAAUGUCCGCGCCUUCUCUUGGAGCCAAACUCGAGAGGUAAGACACCGCUUCAUGUGGCGGCUCAUGGCGGUCAUACCCCUGUUAUUGAGGCUUUUGUUAAGACGGUAACAUUUGCUUCAGCUAGAUUGUGUACUGAAGAGAGUGAGAGACUGAAUCCAUAUGUUCUCAAGGACACAAAUGGAAAUACUGCUCUGCACUACGCCAUUAAAGGGCACUAUUUCGAGAUGGCUACAUGUCUGGUGAACGCGAACCAGGAUGCUCCUUUUCUUGGAAAUAACAAGGGAGAAUCUUCCUUGUUAAUGGCAGUAUAUUUUGGAUAUGUGUCCCUUGUGAAAUUGAUUUUGAAAACUACUGGCAACGAGGACCUUGAAGAGAAGAAGUCUAAAUUAGAUUCAAAGUUACAAGGGAAAAAAUAUCUUGCACAUGCUGCUUUGAUGGCCAAGAGUAAAGAUGUCUUUGAUUUUAUUCUUGUUGAAUAUCCAAGUCUUAUUGACGAGCGAGAUAAAGAUGGUAAGACUUGUCUAUCAGUCGGAGCAUAUGAAGGGUAUUAUGAAGAAGUAUGCAAUCUCUUAGACCGAUCAACAAAGGGUGUUUAUGUCUGCGACCAAGAUGGUUCCUUUCCAAUUCAUACAGCUGCAGAAAACGGUCAUGAAAAAAUUGUUGAAGAGUUUAUAAAACGUUGUCCAGAUUCAAAAUACCUUCUUAACAAACUUGGUCAGAACGUUCUCCACAUUGCAGCACAAAAUGGUAAAUUUUGGAUUUCAGAUUGGUUGAUGAAUAAUAAAGAUACGAAACAUUUGGGUGUUGGGCAAGAUGUGGACGGGAAUACACCUUUGCACCUUGCCGUCAUGAACUGGCACUUUGACUCCAUUACUCAUCUUGCUAACAGUAGCGAGAUACUGAAUUUACGAAACAAAAGCGACUUAAGCGCUAGGGAGAUUGCCGAGUCACAGGUGAAACCCAACUACAUCUUUCAUGAGAGGUGGACACUGGCGCUCUUAUUAUACGCUAUUCACUCAAGUGGUUUGGAAUCUGUAGAGUCAUUAACAAUACCAUCAGAACCGAUAGACCAUAAGAAUAACAGAGAUUACGUAAGCACUCUUCUACUAGUAGCGGCUCUUGUAGCCACAGUGACGUUUGCUGCAGGUUUUACAAUACCAGGUGGGUUUAACAGCGAUGCCGAAAAACCCAACUUAGGCAGGGCAACUUUGGCCAAAAACCCGACUCUCUUCAUUUUUCUGCUAUUUGACAUCUUGGCAAUGCAAAGUUCUGUUGCAACAAUAUGUACUCUUAUUUGGGCGCAAUUGGGUGAUCCACUACUCAUCCGCGAAUCUUUACAUGUGGCCUUGCCCUUACUACUUUUUUCUUUACUAUGCAUGCCCAUGGCAUUCCUUUUUGGCGUGAUCACUGCAAUUGGGUAUGUGAAAUGGCUUUUAGUCAUCAUUAGCAUUAUAUCUGGUUUAUUCUUCCUUUGGGCAAUAUUUAUCCUUGGCCCUCACGUCAUGCUACAGCGGUCGCACCUUUCUCCCAAGUUUGCUGGUAAAUUUCUCAAGACUUUUAUGAUGUCUAAAGACAUAUCUGAGAUUUUUUUGCUUGUGAUAGGGUAUGUAUUUUUUCGCCAUUUCUAAGAGUUUGUAGCCUAUUUAAAGGCAUGGCAAGGAAUGGUUCGUAUGAAUAAAGCAUCGACAAUAUAUUGAUCAAAUGUGACUUUUGUUCUCUUGAAGCAA